GGAAGUGUCAGACGCGGAAGCACGAGUUUGCAGAUAAAAUAGCGAUUUCGAUGAGCAGGAUAGUGUAAACCUUUGGUCAACAGCCCGUGGUCAACAACUAGACCAGUUUACACAAGCACAUUUUAGAUAAGUGCGUAUUGAGUUGAGUGCAUUGUGCUAUUAUGUCGUCGAACGGAGAGCUUAUUCUGCGCACGGUGGAAACGCCACUUUUUUGGAUUGGUGUAUUGACUACGGCCUGGGUGUCAGUGUGCUCCAUUUAUCGAUUGCUCUCCGGGAUCAGGGUAUGGGUACUGGGGAACGGCCGGUUGGUAUCACCAACUAACCUCGGAAAAUGGGCAGUUGUGACGGGAGCUACGGACGGAAUCGGGAAAGCCUACGCGGAGGAGCUCGCUCGUCGGGGCUUUUCUAUUGUGCUCAUCAGCCGUACUCAGGAAAAGCUGGAUGAAGUCUCCAAGUCAAUUGAAAGUACAUGCGGUGUUGAGACCAAAACCAUUGCAGCAGACUUCAGUGCUCUAGACAUUUAUCAUAAGAUUGAAGCUGGUCUUGCUGGACUAGAGAUUGGUGUAUUAGUGAAUAAUGUUGGAAUCUCCUACUCUUACCCAGAAUUCUUCCUCAAUGUUCCCAAUCUGGACAGUUUCAUAGACACUAUGAUCAACAUCAACAUCACAUCUGUCUGUCAGAUGACACGUUUGGUGCUACCCCGGAUGGUGGAGAGAAAGAAGGGUGCCAUCCUUAACAUCUCCUCAGCCAGUGGAAUGUAUCCUGUUCCCCUCCUCACUAUCUACUCCGCCUCCAAGGCAUUUGUGGACUUCUUCUCCCGGGGGCUAGAUGCUGAGUACAAGAGCAAAGGCAUCAUCAUUCAGAGCGUCCUGCCAUUCUACGUGGCAACCAAGCUGAGCAAGAUCCGCCGGGCCACGCUUGACAAGCCCAGCCCACAGCGCUAUGUGGCUGCAGAGCUCAAUACGGUCGGACUGGAGAGUCAGACCAACGGCUACCUACCCCAUUCUAUCUUGGGAUGGUUGACCACAGCCCUGCUUCCUGCAAGGCUCCUGAACAGUUAUGUGAUGGGAAUGAGCUUGUCUCAGCGCUCUCGCUACCUGAAGAAACAGAAGCAGGGUUAAAGGUGCUCAAGAGCUCUCGCUAAAUUGGACCAACAAUGAAACUAUGGGACCAUCUGCUUAAUUUUCCUUCAUAACAUCGUGGAAUUGAUCACCAAGAACAUGAAAGUGUGGUCCUCUAGUAUGAAAGGUGGCAAAUUACACCUUAGCUUUAGGGAAGCUCUGGUAUAGUUCUUGGUGAACGUUUACGUGUGUGUUCUUGAGUUGAAAAUUGAAGAUUGAGACUUUGAACAAGCUCUUACAUAAAAAGACUAACUCUUAUUUGACUUUAGUUUUCGGGAAGAUUUUGGUAAGUUUACGUACAAAAUUAAAAAAACAGUUCAUGAUCUGUCUAAUUUCUUCUAAAAGGCAUAUUGUUCUUAAUUGCUUGUUCUUAAUUGCUUCAGAUAAUACCCCAAAUACAAUGCGUUGACAUUCUUUUUCUUACAUCCUUUUGUUAGAAGAUAGUUCAUUAAGAUAGUUCAUUCCAAAAUGAUAUUUUUCCUUAAGAUUUCUGAGAACCGAACCCUUCAACCCUUGUUGAAGGGUUCGUAAAACCAUAUACAGAAAUUGUAUAUGGUUUUCCAGGUCUUUAUUAUCUAAAGCAGUUGUUGAUCUUAACCAGCCAGGCGCACUAACAAAUCAGAUAGCCUGUUGUGGAAUCAAUGCCUGACUUGACUCUAAUUGUCCAAUAUUCACAAAAUGUGCAAAAUGGUUUUGUAACAGUUGUGAUCUAUGGUGCGAGAGGAGACCUAGAUUGAUGGGAGAAACAACUACUCCUUCUAGUAAGGCUAUGAAAAGAUUCUCCCAGUUUCCAGUGGUAAGUUAGGUUUGAAGGAAGUUGCACAAUAAAACUAAGUGAUUCUUGGCAGAUCAGUGUGAAUAAAAGUGUGAGAGACGUAAACUUGAAUGCAUAGACAAGUACACCUGGCUUUGUAAUUUACUAUUUAUCCUGGCGAAGGAGGCAGUGUACUAACUACAUCACACUUGAAUAAGUUCAGCAUUUUCAAAGGUUUGACAAUUUCAGCAACAUUUUAAGUUUUGUUGUUACACAUCAGGUUGUCUCGAAAAACGCUCAAUAUUUCUAGAAAAACAACAACCAUACAUUUCCCAAGAAAUGUAUGAUUACUAAGUGAGUGUGUCGUAGAAUUGCUUCAUACUAAUGCUGUUUUGCUGAAUGACCAAUCAAUCACUUCUCACUAUGGAGACAAAAUUGGUAGAUCAAAAUGUUUCUGUCUUGUAGGUCUGAGUUGAGAAAAACUUCCAUCUUCUGGAACAUUGGCAUAACCUCACCAAACAAUCUAAGAUGGCACAUCGUUAUUCAAAAACAAUUUUUUAUAAAAAGUUGGUCAUGUUUGUGAGGACUGAUUCCAAGUAUCAAAGUGUCAUUUUGUUAGGAUGGAUAUAGCUUUUUGGAAUGAAACAUUUGACUUGUGAACAGAUUUUUUGAGGUCAAUGAAAGUAUUAUGGUUUGACAUGCGGCAUAACUAUAUAUUAUUUCUAUACCUCAUAUGAAUAUAUUAGUUAGACUUCACUUUUGUUCAGUUUAAACAAGAUGCUCUUGAGUGUUUUGAGUGGAGUAUUUAGUUCAGUGUGUUUAAAUCCCUGGCCUAGUUACAUCUGUUGUCUAUACACAUUCCAUCAAUAAACAUGCUUGUCAAUGUAA
This is a messenger RNA of Osmerus eperlanus (European smelt), 2763 nucleotides long. RefSeq names its product hydroxysteroid (17-beta) dehydrogenase 12b (gene hsd17b12b). Lineage: Eukaryota; Metazoa; Chordata; Actinopteri; Osmeriformes; Osmeridae. Gene Ontology annotation, molecular function: oxidoreductase activity. The coding region runs from base 162 to 1121 and encodes 319 amino acids. The record is from RefSeq and is a predicted model, not a curated record. Gene Ontology annotation, cellular component: endoplasmic reticulum. The transcript has 11 exons.